GUAUGAGAAAACAGAUUAGCACGUUUAUGGGCAAAACGUCAGUUUGACAAAUUCAAAUGGUUCUCCAGAGAAUGUCUAUAUAAUGGAAAUUAUAUUUUUCCCUUUGAACUUGGAAUACAGGAACGAUUGAGACAUACUCGUUGACAUACCAGUUUUAUGUUUGCAAGGCUGUAAGAUAUGAUAAUUGACGUGGCAGACGUCUACUUUAUAGUGGUCUACUGCAACAUACAGUACAGUAUCCUGGAUCCCUGCUGCUUUAUACAAGCCCCGGUGUGUGGAGUGUGCUUGGAGGGGCUCGAGAUGAAACGCUCAACUUUGUUUGCUCUGGCCAUCACUUUAAUCACGACAGUUUUCGCCACGAAAUCCCCGUACCAAGCCGUUCUUCAGCACAGCAGAAUAAGAGGAAGACCUCAUGGCCCAAAUGUUUGUGCUAUGCAGAAGAUUCGAGGCACGGAUAAGAAGUACUUCACCAACUGCAAGCAAUGGUAUCACCGCAAAAUAUGUGGCAAACCAACGGUGAUCAGCUACGAGUGCUGCCCUGGCUAUGAGAAGGUUAUUGGAGAAAAGGGUUGUCCAGCAGCUUUACCUUUGGUGAACAUCUAUAAAACCCUGGGUAUGGUUGGAGCCACUACUACUAAGAUGUACUCAGAGAGAGCUAAUUUACAGGAGGAGAUUGAAGGACCUGGCAGCUUCACAUUCUUUGCCCCCAGCAAUGAGGCUUGGGCUGCACUGCCUGCUGAAAUUCUGGAUGCCCUGGUGAGCAAUGUCAACAUUGAACUCCUCAAUGCUCUGCACUACCACAUGAUCAACAAACGAUUGACUUCUGAUGACCUUAAGCAUGGCGCUGCCUUUCCCUCCAUGUAUCAAGACUUUGAUGUUCAUAUCCACCAUUAUUCUAAUGGAAUUGUGACAGUGAAUUGUGCAAGGCUGGUGAAAACAGACCAGCAUGCUACCAAUGGUAUCGUGCAUGUCGUUGACAGAGUAAUCACUGCCAUUACAAACAACGUCAACUCUUUUAUUGACACUAAUGAUGACCUGGAAACUCUACGGACUGCAGUAGCUGCUGCUGGUCUUACCACUAUGUUGGAGAAUGAGGGCUCCUACACAAUCUUUGCUCCAACCAAUGAAGCCUUUGAGAAGAUUCCUCCAGAAACACUGAACAGAAUUUUGGGAGACCCUGUUGCUCUUAAAGAUCUGCUGAAUUACCACAUUCUUAAGAACCUGCACUGCUCUGAGUCCAUUGUGGCCGGAACACCUCUGGAGACCUUACAGGGCACCGUGCUGGAAGUUGGCUGUGAUGGUGAAGAAAUGACCAUCAAUGGUAAAGCAAUCAUCAAGGAAAAAGAUAAACUUGGAACCAAUGGAGUUGUUCACUUCAUCAAUGAACUUCUCAUCCCUGACUCAGCCAAGACCCUCCUGGAGCUUGCAGAGGGAUCAGUUGUUACUACAGCCACAAAACUUUUUAUUGAUGCUGGUCUCAGGGAUCAUCUCACUGGUUCUGAGGCUGUGACUUUGUUAGGCCCCCUAAAUGAUGCUUUCAAAGAUAAGAGCAUGACCAUGACAACUGAAAUGAAGAAACUGCUAAGGAACCACAUUCUGAAGGGAAAGCUUUCCUCCAAAAGCCUUUACCAUGGACAGGAGUUGGAGACACUUGGUGGAUUGAAACUUAGAGUGUUUGUGUACAGAAAUAACCUGUGCAUUGAAAAUGCCUGUAUUGCUGCCCAUGACAAAAAUGGACGCUUUGCAACAAUGUUCAUCGUUGAUAAGCUUCUGACGCCCCCCAUGGGAACUGUUAUGGAUGUCCUGAAGGCAGAUAAUCGGUUCAGCACCUUGGUUGGCGCCAUUCAGAGAGCAGGCCUGACAGAGCUCUUGAACAAAAAAGGAACCUACACCUUCUUUGCUCCCACUAAUGAUGCUUUCAGUGCAAUGCCCACCGCCGACCGCACCAAACUCAUGAGAGAUCCUAAGGAGCUGGCCAGUGUUCUGAAAUACCACAUUGGUGACGAGUUUCUGGUCAGCGGUGCAGUUACUUCACAUACCAGGAUCAAGCCCCUUGCAGGAGAGAAACUGGAGUUAGGCAUGCGCAACUCCACCAUUUUCGUGAACAGGGUGCCUGUCGUCGAGGGUGAUAUGAUGGCCACUAAUGGAGUUGUACAUGCUGUUGAUGUCAUCAUAAAGCCGCUGCCUCCUAAAACUGUGAGUGACCAGGCUGAAGGGUCUUUGACAAUCAGGCGCACCUCUGCUGUUAGGGCUGGCUCUGAGAUUAUGAAAAAUGAUGAUCUAUUUCAGAAGGUUCUGAGAAGUCAGAGCAGCAGAACAAUGUCUCGAAUCCAGUAAAUGUAGUUCUGUGGAGUAAAACUGUAGUUCAUUUUGCGCUCCACCACUUUAAGAGGAUGAAAACAUACAGUUCAUUAUCUUAUUUUGAGCAGUGGAGAAAUAAUUAGAAGACUAAGGAAAUCCAGUAAAAAAAUUAAUGCUCAAGAUGGAACCAAUAAACAUUUCAGAAUUUUGCAGAAGUUUGCAGCUUUUUCAAAUGACAAAGGCCUACAUUUGGAAUAAUGACAGCAGUUUUUUAUGGCACUUCAUAUUUUUGGAAUACUCAUUCGACAAGGUUUUGGAAUUAACAGUGCAUUAACGUUUUGGGGGUUUUUUUGUUACAUUUUUUGCUUUACAUUUUUUUUUAUUUUUAUUUUUUAUUUGAUAUACCUGUAGCAUGUUUUGCAUGGUUUAAGCUGGAAAAAAUGCUAUUUGGCCACAUAACAAAUGCAGAUCAAGUUUAUGUCUUCAGUUCCGUUGGUCAAAAAUGACUUUUUUUACAUACUGUACCAAAACAUUUGUGUGAAACCAAAGAUCCCGAUCUGCACAUUUCAUAAUAAAAUGGCCAUAUUUUUGACACAGAAUUAUAGUGUACAUACACUACUGAUCAAAAGUUUUGAAACACUUGACUGAAAUGUUUCUCAUGAUCUUAAAAAUCUUUUGAUCUGAAGGCGUAUGCUUAAAUGUUUGAAAUUAGUUUUGUAGACAAAAAUAUAAUUGUGCCACCAUAUUGAUUUAUUUCAUUAUAAAACUAAAAUUUAAUUUAAAAAAAACUUUUUUGAAAUUGAUGACUUGGACCAAAUAAUAAAGAAAAGCAGCCAAUAAGUGCCCAACAUAGAUGGGAACUCCUUUAAUACUGUUUAAAAAUCAUCCCAGGGUGAUACAUCAAGAAGUUGGUUGAGAAAAUGUCAAGAGUACAUGUCUGCAAAUUCUAGGCAAAGGGUGACUACUUUGAAGAUGCUAAAAUACACAGUUUUGAUUUAUUUUGGAUUUUGUUUGGUCACAACAUAAUUCCCAUAGUUCCAUUUAUGUUAUUCCAUAGUUUUGAUGACUUUACUAUUAUUCUAAAAUGUGAAGGAAAAAAAAAAUAUAAUAAAGAAUAAGUGUUUCAAAACUUUUGAACGGUAGUGUAUAACUAAUUAGUGCCCUUGAACAUAGUUUGCUGAUGUUGCAGUGUGGUGGAUUGUCAUAAUGUGGUCAUUAAUGUGUGGCAAUUAAAAGUCUCACCCUGAUGAUAAUUUAAAA
Molecule: messenger RNA, 3561 nt
Organism: Myxocyprinus asiaticus (Chinese sucker)
Lineage: Eukaryota; Metazoa; Chordata; Actinopteri; Cypriniformes; Catostomidae
Product: transforming growth factor-beta-induced protein ig-h3-like
Exons: 19
Coding region: 178-2337 (719 amino acids)
Biological process (GO): extracellular matrix organization; cell adhesion
Cellular component (GO): extracellular matrix
Molecular function (GO): cell adhesion molecule binding
Source: RefSeq, a predicted model, not a curated record